UUCUAAAAAAUAUAUAUUUAAUUUUUAUAAUUAGCAAUUUUUGAAUAAAUAUAUUUAAAAAAAAUUGUAAAUCUAAAUUUGAAAAAACUACAUGCAUUUAAAAAAAAUAGUAAAUUAACUGCCCCAAAAAAAAAAGUAAAUUCGAAAAAAAAUAGAAGUAAUAUGGUGACAUAUCAAAAGGGCAGUUAAUUAAUUCGCGGGAAAACGUUAGAACCAAAAAACCCGUUCGUUAAUAGAAGCAGCAAAACAAGAUCUCAUUCUCUCCGGCCUUGUCCAUUUCUCACCACCGGAAAAAUCAAUCUUUAUUUGUGUUCUUAGAAACAAUGUCCGCCGCCGUUCUUUUGGUUGUUCUUUUGCUCGUACUGACGGCCACGGCGGUGCUCUCCAUGCGGUUCGACCUCCAAUCGGGGACUACUAAGUGCAUAUCGGAGGAGAUUAAUGCCAACGCCAUGACUUUGGGAAAAUACUUAGUCGUAAACCCUUACCAUGACUCUCCUCUUUCUGAUACCCACAAGGUCAACGUUAGGGUAAGUUCACCUAAUGGGAACAAUUAUCACUACAUGGAUAAUGUGGAAUCGGGUAAUUUUGGGUUCACUGCACCUGAGAAGGGUGACUAUACGACUUGCUUUUGGGCACCUGAGAAACUCCCUCCAAAGACUAUCACGGUUGAGUUUGAUUGGAGGACUGGUGUGGCUGCUACUGACUGGUCCAAUGUUGCCAAGAAAGGCCAGGUUGAUACACUCGAAGUAGAAUUGAAGAAAAUGUAUACCGCUGUGACACAUAUCCAUGAUGAGAUGUUUCAUCUACGUGAGAGGGAGGAUGAAAUGCAACAAUUUAAUAGAACAACUAACUCAAAGAUGGCUACCUUUAGCUUUCUUUCCCUGUUGGUUUGCUUAUCGGUUGCUGGUUUGCAGUUCUGGCAUUUGAAGACUUACUUUCAAAAAAAGAAGCUUCUCUAGAUUUUCUUCUAUGAUUUCUUUCUACCUCUUCAUAUCCAAUUUUUUUCUUUUUGGUCACUUGUUGUUGCAUAUUGGCAACUUUGUAUUUCUCAAUUUUGUUUUUCAAUUUUUUUUAAAGGACUUUAUCAUCUUUUUUUGACAUGGGGGCGUAUGAAAUUGAGAUGGGGUGUUCCUUUUUUACACUCUUUACCAGCUUUUUUUCUUUCUAUUUUCUUUAUUUCUUCUGGCUGAUUGGUGAAACUUAUUUUGAUACACAACAAAUUUGAAUACAAACUUUAAACAUAAUGAUAUGUAUUUAAUUUUAAUCACUCAAAUUAAAAUGAUAUGGUCUCACUUAAAAAAAUAUUAGUUGUGUCUAGUACAAACAGUUAAAUACUAUGAUUCAUUAAUAUGUUAAAGAAUUUGUUCUCCAUAUAUUGUAGUACACAGUUAAAAGAUGAUGUAAAGAGUAAAAUGAAUAAAUUUGU
Molecule: messenger RNA, 1426 nt
Organism: Humulus lupulus (European hop)
Lineage: Eukaryota; Viridiplantae; Streptophyta; Magnoliopsida; Rosales; Cannabaceae
Product: transmembrane emp24 domain-containing protein p24delta7-like
Exons: 4
Coding region: 324-959 (211 amino acids)
Biological process (GO): intracellular protein transport; Golgi organization; endoplasmic reticulum to Golgi vesicle-mediated transport
Cellular component (GO): Golgi apparatus; endoplasmic reticulum-Golgi intermediate compartment; COPII-coated ER to Golgi transport vesicle
Source: RefSeq, a predicted model, not a curated record